AUGGGCAGCGACCUGUCAGUUCCGUUGGAUGAAGCCACCAAGGAUGAUGUUGUGGCCCGAGUGACAAGCUUGGGUGAAAAAUUCGAGGGCUACGCCGACGCCAUUGACGAGAAUGGUGUCGAUGGCGAUCUCCUUGUGGGGAUGAACGAAGAUGACUUUCAAGAGACAAUGGAUGAUUUGGGUAUUACUUCCCGAUUGCAUCGUCGCAAGUUAUUGCAAGAAUUUCGCAAGGCUUGUGAAACUCUGGAUGGAGGGUCUACCGUGUCGUCGUACACCCCCGAGGAUGAAUAUGGAAUGCUGCUGCUCCCUGAUAAAGGACCCAUUGAAGGAGUUUUUCCGGCUGAAAUUGAAUUGAGGCACGAGGAUUUCCCGCUUCCAGAACAGCUGGGGGAAGGAGUUUUACGAACCUCUCACGAAUUGCCCACUUUUCAGCAAGGAUUGGCCCAGACGGACGAAGAAAUGCAACAUUUGAGCAACGAUUUCUUUGGUGCCAUUGAUGGAAUCGACGGUGGUCACCGCCCACCCAUUCCCGCCGAUGAUUUGGAACGAGUGGCUCAGGUCCAGGCAUAUGGGUUGGAAGAAAUCGAACCCGACGGUGAGGCUGCCAAAACAUUGAUUGGUUACGUGGAAAUGGCGACCAAGCUAUUUGCCUUUGAUUUUGGAGAUAUUACAUUCUUUGAUCACGAAUCCCAAUUCUCCUUUGCCAGAGUUGGAUUGACCGAGCAUAUUCAAAAAGCAAUCUUGGGGCCGAUAUACCGACCCGUCAACCAAAUGGCCGAUCAUGCGGCGUUUCUCUGCAAAACCAACAGGAGUAUCGGGAUCUGCAACUAUACCAAUCUCUCCAAACGAACCUUUGUCGUGCAUGAUAUACAUGCCGACGAGACAUUUAAAUGGAUGAAGGGUUCUUGGCCCUUUCGCUGCUAUGUUGGAACGCCAUUGAUAUCACCAUCGGGAUUGGUUCUGGGAACCUUGUGCCUCCACAAUAUUGAACCUCGGCCCGAUUUCUCGAGAGCACACGAAAUCCAAUUUGAACAGGUAGCACGCAUGGUCGUUCAGGCCAUUGAAAAUUGGUCGCUCCGUCGACGCAUUCAGCAGCUCGAAGCAAACAGAGAGGACGUGGUGCAAAUCAAUGCCAAUAAAACAGCGCCACCGGAAGAAACGGGAGCCUUUGUCAAACUCUUCAUUGACGGAUACGCAGCACUGCAAACAGCAGCAUCGGAGACAGUACUACAAGGCGCGCUGGAAAUGUACGGCGCCAUUGUGGCCAAGCAACGCAUCGAACACAAUGGGUAUAAAGUAGCGGAGGAAGCUAGUGACGGAUCCUUCCUGAUUGUGUUCCACGAUGCCGUCGAUGCCUUUUCGUUUGCACUCGACGUACAGCAACAAUUGUACGAGGCGACGUGGUCGGCAGAACUCCUGGCAGAUCCACAAGCCUGUGAUGAUGGCAAUGCUGCCCGUGGAUUGCGCGUGUGCGCAGGUGUUCACAUGGGACCCCUGGGAACAACCGAGGAUACCAAGCACUCUGGUCCCACUGUGGAAAUGACUCGUGCCGUAGCCGCCAUGGGUCACGGAGGGCAAGUUCUGACCACUUUUGACACUUGGAAUUCAGCUUCCUUCUUGUCGGAGACCAAGCUAGAUUCGCCUCAGGUGGUAGAUCUUGGUAGUCACGUUGUCCAAAAGGGGAAGGCAUUGUCCGAAGGAGUCAUUUCGAAGCGAAUUCUUCAACUGGUGCCAGCGGCGCUGGCAGUCAAGUACAUUACCGAGACGGGUGAGCAAGCAGUAAACCAAUCUGGUGCCCCGAAAGGACGACAAUUUCCAGAUUUGAAGAGCUUGAAAAAGCUCUCCAAGAGUUUCUUUGAUGCUCCUUCCGGCAAGGAAGUAACCAUUGCAUUCAUCGGUACCGGUGAACUCGAGAAGCGGUACAAAGAGUCGUCGAGCAUUAUUGCUGAGGUCAUUGGCCACGCAUCCUCGUUGUUACCGACCUCCGAAGGGUACCAGUGCCAGAACAACAUGUUCGCCUUUCCAAACGUCACCGAGGCCGUUCGAUUCGGUCUUCGGUUCAUCGAAUUAAUGAGGGCCCAGCGGCCCUUGGAAGACAAUGCUGAUAUUGCACGACUUGUCACGUUUGGGUGUGUUCAUGGAUCGUUUGUGGCACUGGAGCCACACAAAACUACGGGACGGGCAGAUUACUUUGGAAAGGUGGUGAACCGUGCGGCCCGUGUUGCUUACACAUCAGAAUUGGGAAAGGUCUCUGUGGGUGUCACUGUGGCAGAUGCUCCUGAAGAUUUCAAAUCCUUCCAAGUGGAUGAUCCGACGGUUUGGGUUCUCUUCGUGGCCAAGAAACAGCUCAAAGGGGUAGAAGAAGAAAUGGUGAUUUACGAGUGCAAGAGGAAGCGAUCGCUUGGACAGAUGCUGUCAGCCAGGGAUUGGGCUCGGUAA
This is a messenger RNA of Seminavis robusta, 2439 nucleotides long. NCBI's taxonomy places the organism in Eukaryota, Bacillariophyta, Bacillariophyceae, Naviculales, Naviculaceae. The record is from the annotation of a GenBank genome assembly.